Drosophila albomicans is the source of this 1946-nucleotide messenger RNA. It is a transcript of the gene Ktl, whose product is annotated as BTB/POZ domain-containing protein KCTD12. Gene Ontology annotation, biological process: protein homooligomerization. The record is from RefSeq and is a predicted model, not a curated record. The coding region runs from base 368 to 1060 and encodes 230 amino acids. The transcript has a single exon. NCBI's taxonomy places the organism in Eukaryota, Metazoa, Arthropoda, Insecta, Diptera, Drosophilidae.
AGGACCAGGAAUCCACAGUUCGACACGAGAGCUCAGCGAGUGCGGACGGGCAAAGCGGAAAAAUAAAAAAAAUAUUAAAGGAAAGCGGUCGUAACGCCAAAUCAAGGUGUAGAUAACAAAAUCGCGAUUCAUAGAGCGUGCAACAACCACUUCGACCACCAAAACAGCAACAGCAACAAUAGCAACAUUUAGCUAAUCUGUGUGUUUAAGCCAAGUCAAUCAAGCGCGUCUUGUUGUGUCUGUGUGUGCCACGUGAGCGCAGGAAGCCUAAGGCUAAACACUGGCAUCUGUAAUCAGUGUGACAAGACAAGUGUGUGUCUAUUGAGGAAGGAAAGUGCAAAAGCAUUAAGAACAGAACAGAAUAGAGAUGCCUGAGAUUGUGGAGCUUAACGUUGGCGGUGUUCACUACACAACGACGCUGAAUACUCUGCUGCAGGACAAGUCGACGCUGCUGCACGAACUGUUUGCUGGCCCCGAGGGUCGCGACACCCUAGCCAAGGACAGCAAAGGCCGUUAUUUUCUGGACCGUGAUGGUGUCCUCUUCCGCUACAUACUCGACUUUCUGCGGGACAAAGCUCUCCAGCUGCCCGAGGGUUUCCGCGAGCGUCAGCGUCUUCAGCGCGAGGCCGAGCACUUUAAACUCACGGCGAUGCUCGACUGCAUACGCGGCGACAGAGACGCUCGACCGCCGGGCUGCAUCACGAUUGGUUAUCGCGGCAGCUUCCAGUUCGGCAAGGACGGCCUGGCCGAUGUCAAGUUCCGCAAGCUGUCGAGGAUUCUUGUGUGCGGUCGUGUGGCCCAGUGUCGCGAGGUCUUUGGCGAUACGCUGAACGAGUCCCGGGACCCGGAUCAUGGUGGUCCCGAUCGCUAUACGUCGCGCUUCUUCCUCAAGCAUUGCUUCAUCGAGCAGGCCUUUGACAAUCUGCACGAUCAUGGUUAUCGCAUGGCAGGCAGCUGUGGAUCUGGCACUGCGGGAUCCGCGGCCGAGCCAAAGCCGGGCGUGGACACGGAAGAGAAUCGCUGGAAUCAUUACAAUGAGUUUGUCUUUAUACGGGAUUAAGUUAAGUUCGCUUCCCCCACACCUGCUUCCCGAUCUGCUUAUGUUUGUGAUAACAACUGGAAAAACGUAAAUGAGAAACCAACACACUAAAAAAAUAUCAUAGAGAAAUAUGUAUACUCUUCCUAGCAUAUCGUCAAAUUCGAAGGGGAAGGGGAAAAGUAGCUAAAGAUAUUCUUCUUAAGUAAAUUUCAUUAUUCAAAUCGGAACUGAGUAAACAACAAAAGAAAACAUAAUCUCGCCGCUUGAUGAUUUAAGCCCACCUUUAUAAGUAUUCCAAAUGGGAACAUUUCAAAUGUACAAUUUAUGUAUCUAACAACAAUCCCAGUAAGAAAUAGAGCAGAUUUGUUUUAUUUACCUGUCAAUAACUCUCUCUCUUGAAACUCAAAUAAUCUAAUGCAAUUUAUUCGACUAUAAACUCUGGCUGAUUCAUUCACGCGAUGAAAAACGAAAACUUUGAAAUUCUAUUUGAAAAUGAUGAAAAUAGUAAAUCACAAUUUCAAGUAUAAACAAGAUUUAGCAAUACAUUUCUAAACAAUAUACAUAGAAGUAGGGCAGCUGUAAGCUAUCACAAUGAACUAUUUAAAAUACGGGUCACUUCUUGAGCAAAUAGAUUGAACAAACAAAUAAAAUAUUUACUAAUAAAGUCUCCGCCAGGUAAAAAGAAAAAUACGAGUAUACUUAUAUGAAGAAAUAUCUUGCUUUGUAGGAUACUUAAAAACGAAUUACUAACAAUGGAUAAAGGUAUUUGAAUAUCGUAAUUAUUACUAGCCAAUCCGAUUACAAAAUAGUUGUUAUUCAAAAAUCUCCCUCUCAUAGUACAACAAGAGCAAUAACAAUGCAAUGCAGAUAAAUAAAUAAAGAAAAAUAAUAAAAAACAAAAACAAAA